UUUUGGGCAAUAUGUCACAUUUUCAAUAGAAAUUGACAAAUUAAAUAUGUGUCCGAGAAGUCGCUGUCAUCUAAGUUAUCCAUAGCAAAUACACCCCUCAAGGAAGAGUGUGUUUUCCAAAUCACAUGACCUGCUCUACAUGAUGUCAUUUCCUCCUGAAGAGAAAACUAGCAAGACUCCAAGGUAUGUUAUCCCUCCACAUUUUCAGUUAUUUCACCUAAAGUAGUGCUUGGGGCAAAUGUGUAAUUAUCAUAUGUCAACAAUGUUACUACAAUGAAUUCAUAAAUAACUUUGAAUUUCAAUUUUACUCAGUUGUACAUAUAAUAUUUAGAAGAACCUCUCCGUAAAAUGCCAUGUGGUGUCUGGUGCUAGGCAAUCAUUUUGAUUUUAUCCCUAAAAACAGCAAAAAUGUCAACUAGGUUACCAGUCACCUAUGUUACUCUGCAAAUGUAACUUAGUUGACCAAGAGUAACAUAGUUGACUUUCAUGACAUGUUCUUAUAGUUUUCAGGAGUUCAUUUAAUAUUCUAAUUGUACAGUAACUAUAAAAUACUUUGUAAUAAAUAUUAUAAAAGUAAACUUGUUUUCAGGCAAAUGCCACGAUUAUCUGCUGCAGAAAAGCAGCGCCGUUACCGUGCACGGCGAGAUGCUGAUCCUGCAAAAAGGGAGGCAUACUUGGCAAAAGGCCGGCAGAAAUGGAGAGAAAAGAGGGAGCAAGGUGCAUACUAUAAGCCCAUAUGUGAACAGAGUGAGAGGGAAAAACGUGCAAAGAGAAAGGCCUGGAGAAGAGCCCAGGAACAGAGCAGACGCAGAAAGAAACAGGCUUCUGCUAUUGUUACCCCACCACUUAGUCCUGACAGCGAGGAACAACCAGUUCCACAACCAGGAAGACAGAGAAUACAAGGAAGAAGGACUCGAAGACGACGGUACCAGAAAAUAUACAUUGAGAAUCACAAACUCAAGGAAAAGCUUAAAGCUCAAACAAAAACAUCAGACAAAUACCGUAAGCGCUAUGAACGGCUACUGUGCAGUGUUGACUCUCCUAGCAAAAGAACAAAAAGGAUGCUCGGAACAAGUCCAGUCAGUAAUGAUGUGCGGAGAACACUGGUCUAUCAUCAUGCACUUUUGAAAAGCCUCAAACAAAAAUUUCAGUGUGCAGCAAAAGAAAAGACCAGGAACCUAAUCGCCAGAAUCGUAUCUGGAAAAAUAUUGAAAAAAUACAGGUUCCAGAAAAUCAUUCAUGACACACUGGGUGUCUCAGCCAAACGAUUCUGCAAGAAUGUGAACACAAAUGGGGACGAAAUAGCCUGUUUUGCCAGGAAGAAAUACAUAUCCACACACUCAAAACUACAAGAUCAGGUUGUUGCCUUUUACACCAGGGAUGACGCAAGUCGUUCAACAGCAGGUAAAAAGCAGACCGUAACAAAGGGAAAAGUAAAAAUGCAGAAGCGGUUUAUGACUGACACCAUGAAAAACCUCCAUAGGAAAUUCCUGCUGGAAAACGUCUCUAGCAAACUUUCCUAUACACUCUUCUGCCGAAUGCGCCCAUACUGGGUAGUCCAUCCAACCAUUGCAGACAGAGAUACGUGUCUAUGUAAGGUGCAUGAAAACUUGGAAUUUAUCGUGGAGAAACUUCAUGGACUUAAACUUCUGGAGAGAACAGAGUUGGAAUCUCUUGCUGAGGAAACUUGCUGUAAUCCAACAUUUAAGCCAUGCAUGUAUGCGGAAUGCAAGAACUGCAAACUACAAGACCUCAAGAUUCAGUCUGGCUAUGAUGGUCAAACCCAAGUUUCUUGUGUGCAGUGGACAACUGAAACUGUCCUCAGAGAGAAGAAAAGUGGUGACAGCAAAGAAAAGUUGCCUGUGAAUAUCACUGUGAAGAGGGAAAUGGAGAGUUCUUUGGAGGACCUGAUUGAGACUUUCCAGAAACAGCUCAAAAAGUUCAAAAGGCACUUGUUCAACAUCAAGACCCAGUUUAACUACUACAGGGAAUUGAAAAAGAACAUGAAGAGUAAUGAAUGCCUCAUACACAUUGAUUUCUCUGAGAACUACUCUUGCAAGUUUCACAAAGAGAUUCAAGCUGUCCAUUUUGCCUCUUCUCAUCAACAAGCAACUCUUCAUACAGGGGUCCUCUACAUUGGUGGUGAGGAAGACCACUUGUGCUUCACAACAAUUUCGCCAUGCAAAGAAAAGGGUCCACCUGCCAUAUGGGCACACCUCUCCCCAGUACUUAAACAUCUCAAGGAAACAUGCCCAACAGUGUCAAUUAUCCACUUUUUCAGUGAUGGUCCCUGCUCACAAUACAGGCAGAAGGGCAACUUUUACAUGUUCACAACGGAAUUGUACAACCAGGGCUUCACUGCGGGCACUUGGAACUUUUUUGAGGCCAGCCACGGAAAGGGUGCCCCCGAUGGGGUAGGAGGCCUUCUGAAGAGAACAGCUGACAGAUUGGUGAGCCAAGGUGAAGACAUUUCCACUGCUAAACAUCUUUUCAAUGCAUUGGUAAACACCAAUACAGCUGUCAAGAUCUUCUACAUUGAAGAGGCUACAGUGGAAAAGGCCAUACAGCAGAUGCCACAACGACUCCCCGCUGUACCAUGCACUAUGCGGAUUCACCAGGUCAUCACGCAAACACCAGGGAAACUGACAUACCGUGAUGUGAGCUGCCUGUGUUCAACAAGGCAGAUUCUGCAAUGUCAGUGUUACCAAGCUCAGGCCUUCGACUUCAAAGUCAACUCUGCUGUUCCUGCAUUGCACCGAGGAAAACCAGACCUUGAAGUACAGUGGGAUAGAGAUGACAUUGUUGGUCAGUGGUGUGUCAUCAGAUAUGACGAUGAGGUUUACCCUGGAACCAUUGUUGAAGUGAGUGAGACACAUGUUCAUGUUAAGUGCAUGCACAGAGUGGGACACAAUCGUUACUACUGGCCUAUGCGAGAGGAUGCACUCUGGUAUCCAUUUGAGGAUGUGCUCAGGUUGAUCCCUGCCCCACAGCAUGUGACAGCACGUCAUGUUGAAAUAAAAAGAGAUGUGUGGGAAGAUAUUGCCAAAUCAUAUCUUCAUGGCUAAGGACAUGCACACACACACACACACACACACACUCAAAGAUUACUUGAUUGAGCUUGACAAAGUCAUUGAAAAACAAACCAUAAUUGGCCAUGUUCUUGGGUUAGAAAAUGGGGAGUUUGUUCUGUCUCCGCCGGUUUCAUGGGUGCCUGGAAGUUGGAGGCUAUGCCAAAGUUUUACUUGGGUUCUGACAUAUGAAUGUUUUUGAGAUACAACUGUUUGCACUAUUAAAUUUUUUA
Molecule: messenger RNA, 3301 nt
Organism: Triplophysa dalaica
Lineage: Eukaryota; Metazoa; Chordata; Actinopteri; Cypriniformes; Nemacheilidae
Exons: 2
Coding region: 594-3065 (823 amino acids)
Source: RefSeq, a predicted model, not a curated record